This is a messenger RNA of Macrosteles quadrilineatus (aster leafhopper), 1377 nucleotides long. Its product is annotated as nucleoporin NUP35-like. The coding region runs from base 212 to 1105 and encodes 297 amino acids. The record is from RefSeq and is a predicted model, not a curated record. Lineage: Eukaryota; Metazoa; Arthropoda; Insecta; Hemiptera; Cicadellidae. Gene Ontology annotation, cellular component: nuclear membrane; nuclear pore central transport channel; nuclear pore nuclear basket. Gene Ontology annotation, molecular function: structural constituent of nuclear pore; single-stranded DNA binding; phospholipid binding. The transcript has 7 exons. Gene Ontology annotation, biological process: regulation of DNA-templated transcription; nuclear pore organization; NLS-bearing protein import into nucleus.
GUUAUCUUUAAGAAGUGUCGGGAGAGCUUCGUAAAACUGUCUUGUCAUUUCAUGAACAAGCAGUGGAACAGCCUCUAGCAGUUGUACAUCAACACUCUUUCUUUAGUUUCUGGGUCUGCUGAAGGCUUCAUUAUUAAAAUUCUGAAAAAAUCAUAAUAGUACACUUGGGCUCGCUUAAGUUGGGACGAGGCUGCUAUAAAAGAGAUCAGAAAUGGAGCCGAUGACAUUAGGAUCACCUGUGGGAAGUCCGGGAACUCAGAAUCCUUCGUCUCCGUUUUUGCCAGGUUUUUUGAUGGGGGACCCUGCACCUCAACCAACCAGUCCCACCAAGACUCCCCGCCAAGUUCACUUUGCCCCUACCACUGCGGGGUUAUCCGCUACAUCACCUCUGACUCCGGGACCAAUUGGACCCACUUCACUCAACGAGAGUUUUUCUAGGUUUCACAAAAACCAGAGGGAGAAGUCCGGGGGGCCUCCUACUGUAGGGUUGUUUGACACGUUAGACGUGACUGCUUCUGCCCUACCCCCCUCCACCCCCACCACCCCAUAUGAGCCAAGCGCUCAGCUGAUGCACACACCACAACAGAGCACAAACCAAUCGAGUGCAGAAGAAGGUGAACGUUGGGUGACAGUUUUUGGGUUUCCACCAGCCGCAGCUUCAUCCGUCCUGGGACAGUUCUCUCAAGUGGGACACAUUAUUGAGCACAGAUUUCCCGGCCAAGGCAACUGGGUGAACAUCUGCUACGCUAGCAAGCUUGAUGCUCGCCGAGCACUGUCGUACAAUGGAAAGGUGCUCUCCGGACACACCAUGAUCGGAGUUGUACCUUGCAGAGACUAUACACAACAAGGCAGUGCGUUGAAGGAUAUGACCAACAUGUUCAGCAGUACUGCCACGCCGACAACACCCAAAUCCCCUCAGGUGACUCGUCUGUCCCAGCGACGGUUGGUAACAUCCCCCACUUCACCGUACGCUCCGUCUCCCCGGGGCGGACGUCCCCUCAACAUGACAGCCCAAACGGAAAAUGAGGUGCACGGGUCACAAAAUACCCCAACAAAAAGUACAAGUUUUGUGACAAAAGCAGUGGAUUACGUAUUCGGUUGGUAACACAAGUUUCCAAGUAAAUCAAUUUCAACAGACUUAGGUAUUAUCAUAUUUCAACUCUACUUUCCUGGACAUUACUCGUUACUGGACGUUACUCGUUGGACGUUACUCGUACUUUUGACUUCUAAGUUUUAUACACUUAGACCUAACUAUUGUUUUGUGAUUAUGUUUCUUAUACUGUAAACCUAUUGACGGUUGUUAUAUUCUGACACCAUUGUUAUACUGCUUUACAUUAUAUGUUGUAAUUUUUUUAAGAAAUAUACAUAUGAAAAUUA